Umbelopsis ramanniana AG is the source of this 978-nucleotide messenger RNA. RefSeq lists its product as uncharacterized. Lineage: Eukaryota; Fungi; Mucoromycota; Umbelopsidomycetes; Umbelopsidales; Umbelopsidaceae. The transcript has a single exon. Gene Ontology annotation, cellular component: ribosome. Bases 49 to 510 code for a protein of 153 amino acids. Gene Ontology annotation, biological process: translation. The record is from RefSeq and is a predicted model, not a curated record. Gene Ontology annotation, molecular function: structural constituent of ribosome.
GAUAGUCCCAAGAAAAAAAUAAUCAUAGUGCCAUAACUCUUAAUCGCCAUGCCACGCAUUUACGACUUGUGUGCUAGAGUUCAGAACGGCUUUCGAGCUCGCCUUCAAUCUAUCGCUGUUCCUGACACAAAGAUGAACUUGGCCGUUUGUAAUAUCCUCUAUCGAGAGGGUUUCGUCUCGGCCGUCGCUCGCGGUAACCACAUGGCUCCUGAUGCUACCUACACUCCGACCACAACAGACAACAUUGCUACCCGAAGGCUCUGGCUUACCCUCAAAUACAAAGAUAACAGACCAGCACUCAACAGUCUUUCCGUUGUUAGCAAGCCAUCAAAGAAGGUUACAUUCACUGUCAAUCAGAUGAAGGAUCUCGCUGCAGGUCGACGAGCCAAAUUUAUCAAGCCUUUGGCACCAGGAGAAAUUGCCAUUCUGAAUACCAACCGAGGAGUUUUGGAGUUGGAGGAAGCAUUGAAGCAAAACGUUGGAGGCGAAAUUAUCGCCAGAGCUUCAUAAGCUAUGUAUAUUAAAAUGUCACAUCAUCACCACUGAUUAUCAAGCAUCUGCUUAAAAAUUAGAACAUUCACCAGAACAAUAGAAUCAGCUGUUAUAACAGUUUUGUUUGUACUAGCCUGUUUAAUAGUCAACAUAAAGAAAGUCGUAGCAGGAGUUACGGAAAUAGAAGCCUUCGGGCCUUCGGGCCACUAUCUAUUUGACAUGUUGGUAGAAAGGACUUUCAGCAUUUUCACGAGCAUGGUAUGACGUCACGGAGCUAGUAUUGUGACAAGGAAACACACUCAGAACAAACGCAUAUACGAAAAUCCACUGUAAUGAAGUAGAUAAAUUUUUUUUUCAAGAAACUCACAAGUAACAAUAAUCGAGUGACCAAAAUAACGAUAUAGAAUACGCGAUACAUGUGUAAGUUUUUUUUUUUUUACUUUUUUAUUUUUUUACUUUUCGAUCUUUUUCGUCUAUAUUUUGAUU